Plenodomus lingam JN3 is the source of this 873-nucleotide messenger RNA. RefSeq lists its product as uncharacterized. NCBI's taxonomy places the organism in Eukaryota, Fungi, Ascomycota, Dothideomycetes, Pleosporales, Leptosphaeriaceae. The record is from RefSeq and is a predicted model, not a curated record. Gene Ontology annotation, molecular function: nucleic acid binding.
AUGGCAGAGAGAACGUCUUUCGCUUCCUUCGUCCAGGACGCGCGGGCAAAGAAGAAGAACGAAGCGCUCGCCCAACAGUUCCUUGGUCGAGGCCGCAAAACAGCCGCAUCGGGUGCAGGUGUCGCCAACAAGCCCCGCGCCGAUUCGCAGAAGCCGUCGCUACUGAGCCGUAUCACCGGCAGCGCAGGCGUGCAAAAGCGCUCUGCGUCUGCGAAGCCCAACUUGCAGCCCACGACCAACAUCCACGGCAAGUGGAAGAACGACUUGUACGACCCCGACCCACCAGCACCGGCUGGAGGUAGGAACGCCAGGCUCAGUCGCACCGUGUCGGCGUCGCAGGUCGAGCGCAACAGCAGGACAUAUGACAAGUUCACAUCGGUGCUGAACAAGAGCACGGAUGCGCGUGGUGGUGGCGGGACAGGGGGCUUCAGCAUUCGGGGUGCUGCGUCGGGAGGACCAUACACUGUCGUUGCUAGCAACUUUGCGCUUGGCACCACCGCGAAGGAUAUCGAGGCUGUCAUGUCGCCUAUUGGCGGAGAGACGUUGGGAUGCAAGCUCAUUUCUGCCUCGCCAACCGUCAUGGUCGAAUUGCAGUUUGCGGACAAGGCAGGCGCAGAAAAUGUCAUUGCUACGUUCAACAAUCACCUAGCGGAUGGCAGGCUACUCUACGUAUACAUGAAGGAUGUCCCGGCCAGCUCUCACCUCGCGCACUCUCGGCAAGCUCCAGCACGCCUUACACAGCCAGCCAACGACAUGGACAUGGAUAUUGACACAAAUGCUGGUGCCCGCCCAGGCAGCUACCAAGACGGUCGCUAUGGCUUCAGGGAGGGCGGCCGCCAUGACCCACCACGCGGACCGCGCCGUCGGUACUAA